Messenger RNA from Dermatophagoides pteronyssinus (European house dust mite), 1426 nucleotides. RefSeq lists its product as uncharacterized. The record is from RefSeq and is a predicted model, not a curated record. Lineage: Eukaryota; Metazoa; Arthropoda; Arachnida; Sarcoptiformes; Pyroglyphidae.
AUGAUCGAUGGCAGUCGUUCAUAUUUCGCAGUACGUGGUGAUAAUCAAAGCAAAUGGUUCGAUAUACGAUAUCCAUAUAAAGCCAUUUAUGGUUUACCAAAUUCAUUAAAAUGUCCUCAUUCAAUCUAUAAACGAUUUGAUGAAUGUGAAAAAACAUCACAUAAAGAUUGGGAUAUUACUAUUGAUGAAUAUUUUUAUGAAACAAAAAAAUUUUGUUGUUUCAUUUGGGAUGCAAUGAAUUGUGAAAUUGAUGUUGCAAAACAAUGCAAUCAUGAUUAUUCCAUAGAACUUGAAUUGAAUACAAAACAAACAUAUCAAACAAUUUGUAAUCAUAUUGGUUAUGGUCAUGGAAGUUGGAAAUGUUGGUGGACAGAAAAUCGAAUAAUCACUGUCAGUAGUGUAGUUGGAGCUGCAUUGGCAAUUCUUGCGAUAUUUUGUAUAGGUUUCGGUUUAUAUAAAUAUAAUAAAUCAAGAAACCAAGUAAUGAACGAAAAAAUCAAAAGAAUUCCAUUUAAAACUAUAAAAGAAAUUGGUAGUCCAACAGAUUUUAAACAUCAUCCAAUUGUUGGUAUGGAUGAAGCACCGAAAGCAGAGAUGAAUGUUUCAUCGAUGAAUGAUUUAAUGAUGGAUGGACAAUCGAAUACACAAUCGGCUGAAUGGUUAAAUAUAAAACAACAAAUAACACAUGUUCCUAAUGAAAUUCAUUCAUCAUCAUCAUCAGCAUCGUCAACAAAACCAAUUUCAACAUCAACCCAACAGCCAACGACAAUCGAACCAUCAACCCAACAAUCAAUGAAAGGAUUAACAGAACCAUUAUCAAGAACAUCAUCUCAAAGAUCAAAAUAUAGUGAUUGGACAUUAUCAACAGGAUCGAUAACAUCUGCAUCUGAUUCUGGAACCAAAAAUAAACCAUCAGCAUUUUUAUAUCGUUCAAAAAAAACUCCGAAAUCUGAUUUAACAUCAAAUGAAAUUAGUGAAUUAUGGAGACAAAAUUAUGGUACGGCUGGUGGUGGUGGUUUUGAUAGUGAUAAUACUGGUGGUGUCAAUCAAACAAAUGAUAAAUGGCUACAGAGUUAUAAUGAUAGUAGCAGUAGUCAUAAGAAAGAAAUUGAUUUAUGGAUUAGAAAUUAUGGAAGUACUGGUGGUACUGAUAGUGAAUUUGAUAGGAGUAGUGGUGGUAGUAAUAUAAAUAUUGAUUUAUUGACAGGUAAUAAUAAUAAUAAUAAUAUUGCUCCAACAUCAAUAACACCACCAACAACCCCCACGCCAACGCCAACACCAACGCCAGCAUCAACGCCACCAAUGACGCCAACUGAUCAUAUAUCUAUUUUAGCACGUGAUACACAAACAAUGGAUCAGAUUCAAAAUCUAGAUAAAUUAUUAUGAAUUAUUUUUCAAUAAAGAAUUGAUAAAUUAUUUUUGUUAA